CAUUCUGCCAGGCUUUUCAUUUCCCACUUCAACCUCUCAGCUCCCAACAGUCACUUGAACUAUAGACCCCUUGGCCUCCAUUGGGGGCUCUCCUUAAGAGACUGAGGGAUCCCUGAGGGAUCCCCAAAAGCAAUGAUUAGAGGCUGAAAACAGAAAAAAAACUUUGGAAACAGACUGGAUGUUUUGUACACUCAGCUCCUGAUUGGUGCCCUCUGCAUAUAUAUUGUCAGGAUGUGGAAUCCUGAAGUCAGCGCCUUGCCUUCUCUUAGGCUUUGAAGCAUUUUUGUCUGUGCUCCCUGAUCUUCAGGUCACCACCAUGAAGUUCUUAGCAGUCCUGGUACUCUUGGGAGUUUCCAUCUUUCUGGUCUCUGCCCAGAAUCCGACAACAGCUGCUCCAGCUGACACGUAUCCAGCUACUGGUCCUGCUGAUGAUGAAGCCCCUGAUGCUGAAACCACUGCUGCUGCAACCACUGCAACCACUGCUGCUCCUACCACUGCAACCACCGCUGCUUCUACCACUGCUCGUAAAGACAUUCCAGUUUUACCCAAAUGGGUUGGGGAUCUCCCGAAUGGUAGAGUGUGUCCCUGAGAUGGAAUCAGCUUGAGUCUUCUGCAAUUGGUCACAACUAUUCAUGCUUCCUGUGAUUUCAUCCAACUACUUACCUUGCCUACGAUAUCCCCUUUAUCUCUAAUCAGUUUAUUUUCUUUCAAAUAAAAAAUAACUAUGAGCAACA
Messenger RNA from Homo sapiens (human), 734 nucleotides. RefSeq names its product mucin like 1 (gene MUCL1). The record is from RefSeq and is a predicted model, not a curated record. The transcript has 5 exons. Bases 317 to 589 code for a protein of 90 amino acids. Gene Ontology annotation, cellular component: membrane; extracellular region. NCBI's taxonomy places the organism in Eukaryota, Metazoa, Chordata, Mammalia, Primates, Hominidae.